AUGGAUGACCUCGAGUCUUUGGAGCUGUUCUCGCUCGUCUCGCGCGUGACGAACGAGUUCGAGAACCACCUGGGAAUCGCCGACAAGACCCUCGCAGAGUUCGUGAUCGACCAGCACCUCAAAUGCAACGGCAAGUUUUCCGAUUUCAAGAAAUUUUUCGACGACAUGGGCGGCGAAUUCCCGCAGAGUCUCCUGGAGAGUGUCGAUCGCAUGGUGCUCACGAUGCACCCAAAGUACAAGGGAAAGAAAGCAGAGAACGCGAACGGCGCUCCUGAUGCCAACGACGACAUGGAUUUGCUUGACGCUCUGGAACAAAAGUCUCGUGUGUUCAAGGGCCUUGCAGUACCCGAUACGGAGAAACGCUGGGAGGAAGAAGACUACAUAGAUCGCCAAGCGGCAGACGAGGCCGAUGCACAAGCAGGCGCGAUGGACGACACUUUCGCCAUGCUUGAAGGCCUGGCAGGAAAAGCAAAGGAGGACAAACCACAUGCAUCGAGAAACGAUCGCGGGACGAGGAAGCGGAGCCGCAGCCCCGAUUACAACGAUUACGACCGUGGACGGCGCAGAGACAAAUACCGCUCGCGAUCAAGGUCUCGAAGCGCCCCGCGGUAUAGCAAAAACGAUGAUCUCGUAGACGAGUUCGGGAGAUCGAUUGGAAAAUACGGCAACCGGGAAGACAGUCGUCGCAAUGGACACAGUGACCGCCGGAGACGUCGUGAUCGCGACGAGGAUGAUGAUUUCCGUCGUCCUCCGCCUGUUGAGCUGGAUGACCAUCCUGUUCUCUUCAAGAUCUAUGAUGGAACCGUGACCGGUGUGAAAGACUUCGGUGCCUUCGUGAAUCUAAAGGGCGUCAGGGGCAAGGUGGAUGGACUUGUUCACGUUUCAGCAAUGCAAGAAGGAGCACGAGUGAAUCAUCCCUCGGAUUUAGUCUCGCGCGGACAACCAGUCAAAGUCAAGGUGGCUAGUAUCGAUGGCACUCGCAUCGGACUGUCCAUGAAGGAGGUGGAUCAAGUGACAGGCAUGGAUCUUGUUCCCCAGAAACGCCUUGCUUCCGGUGCAAAUAUGGAACGUCUCGAUGGCGGAUUCACAGAUGACAGGUACGGUAGUCUCGGCUCCGAGGUGCCCGUCAUUGAAGGUUCCGGAGGUCGGCCAAUGAGGAACCGAAAGCGCAUGACUUCGCCGGAGCGAUGGGAGAUCCGACAGUUGAUUGCCUCCGGUGUUGCCUCUGCAGCAGAUUAUCCCGACAUCGACGAUGAAUAUAAUGCAACGCUCACCGGCGAAGGCACUUUCGAGGAGGAGGAAGAUAUCGAUAUUGAGGUCAAAGACGAGGAGCCUCCUUUCCUGGCUGGCCAGACGAAGCAAUCCCUCGAGCUUUCUCCCAUUCGUGUUGUCAAGGCUCCCGAUGGUUCAAUGAACCGUUCUGCAAUGGCAGGCACUAACCUUGCCAAGGAGAGACGCGAAUUGAAGCAGCAGGAAGCACAAGACAAGGCAGCCGAAAAGGCGGCGGAUGUCGAUCUCAAUGCUCAGUGGCAGGACCCCAUGGUUGCACCCGAAGAGCGCAAGUUUGCCGCUGAUCUUCGAAGUGCUCAGCAGCCCAAGCAGGACGAGGCUAUACCGGAGUGGAAGAGAGCGACGAUGGGCAAGAACACAUCUUUCGGGAAGCGGACGAACAUGUCCAUAAAACAACAACGCGAGAGCCUGCCAGUCUACAAGUUCCGGAAGCAAUUGCUGGAUGCAGUUAAGGACAAUCAAAUGAUGAUUGUCGUCGGAGAUACAGGUUCUGGAAAGACCACUCAGUUGACGCAAUACCUGGCCGAGGGCGGAUAUGGAAACAACGGAAUAAUUGGUUGCACUCAGCCUCGCCGUGUUGCUGCCAUGUCAGUGGCUAAACGUGUGGCCGAGGAAGUUGGUUGCAAGCUCGGAGCAGAGGUUGGAUAUACCAUCCGUUUCGAGGAUUGUACUAGCCCAGACACCAAGAUCAAGUACAUGACGGAUGGAAUGCUUCAGAGAGAAAUUCUUCUGGAUCCAGACCUCAAGAGAUAUUCUGUCAUCAUGCUCGACGAAGCGCACGAGCGGACAAUCGCGACUGAUAUCCUGUUCGGAUUGUUGAAAAAGACAGUCAAAAGAAGACCUGAUCUCAGGUUGAUUAUCACGUCCGCCACACUGGACGCUGAAAAGUUCUCCGAAUACUUCCACGGCUGUCCCAUUUUCUCCAUCCCCGGCCGGACUUUCCCUGUCGAAGUCAUGUACUCCAAGGAGCCCGAAUCUGAUUAUCUCGAUGCCGCACUCAUCACUGUCAUGCAAAUUCACUUGACAGAACCCCAAGGUGAUAUUCUGCUCUUCUUAACAGGUCAAGAGGAGAUUGAUACGGCAUGUGAGAUCUUAUUCGAGCGCAUGAAAGCUUUAGGGCCUACUGUCCCUGAGCUGAUCAUCUUGCCUGUCUAUUCUGCACUACCUAGUGAGAUGCAGAGUAGGAUUUUCGAUCCUGCACCUCCAGGCGGACGUAAAGUCGUUAUUGCAACCAACAUUGCGGAGACCUCGAUCACAAUUGAUCAGAUUUACUACGUCAUUGAUCCCGGUUUCGUGAAGCAGAACGCCUACGAUCCAAAGCUCGGCAUGGAUUCUCUUGUGGUGACCCCGAUUUCCCAAGCGCAGGCAAAGCAAAGAGCUGGCCGUGCCGGAAGAACUGGACCUGGAAAGUGUUUCCGAUUGUACACGGAGGCUGCCUACCAGUCUGAAAUGCUUCCAACAACGAUUCCCGAAAUUCAACGUCAGAACCUCUCACAUACCAUUCUUAUGCUCAAGGCAAUGGCACUCGAAGAACUAUAUGCCUUGUCAGCACUUGAUGAUGAGGGUCUUUUGACUCGACUCGGACGAAAGAUGGCCGAUUUCCCCAUGGAGCCUGCGCUUGCCAAGGUGCUCAUUGCAUCUGUGGAUUCGGGCUGCUCCGAUGAAAUGCUUAGCAUUGUCGCCAUGCUGUCAAUCCAGUCUGUCUUCUACCGCCCCAAAGAAAAGCAGCAACAAGCAGACCAGAAGAAGGCCAAAUUCCACGAUCCGCACGGCGAUCAUUUGACCCUGCUUAAUGUCUACAAUGCAUGGAAGCACGCAGGUUUCAACAACUCCUGGUGUUUCGAGAACUUCAUCCAAGCACGACAGAUCAAGCGCGCCAAAGAUGUGCGCCAGCAGCUGCUGGGCAUCAUGAAUCGCUACAAGCACCGGAUUGUCUCUUGCGGCCGGGAUACCAUCAAAGUGCGACAGUCCCUGUGCACCGGCUUCUUCCGCAACGCAGCGCGCAAGGACCCCCAGGAAGGAUACAAGACCCUGGUGGAAGGAACACCUGUGUAUAUGCACCCCAGCUCCGCGAUGUUUGGCAAACCGGCCGAGCACGUCAUCUACCACACCUUGGUCCUCACGAGUAAGGAGUACAUGCACUGUACCACUGCCAUUGAGCCGAAAUGGCUCGUGGAAGCGGCGCCUACUUUCUUCAAGGUUGCACCUACGGAUCGAUUGUCGAAGCGUAAGAAGGCGGAGCGCAUCCAGCCUUUGCACAACCGCUUUGCUGGCGAAGACGAUUGGCGUAUCUCUGCCCAGCGGCGGCAGGGUAGAGGUGGUGGUGGUGGAACUUGGGGUUGA
Messenger RNA from Penicillium mononematosum, 3633 nucleotides. RefSeq lists its product as uncharacterized. Gene Ontology annotation, molecular function: ATP binding; RNA binding. Bases 1 to 3633 code for a protein of 1210 amino acids. Gene Ontology annotation, biological process: spliceosomal complex disassembly. Gene Ontology annotation, cellular component: intracellular anatomical structure; catalytic step 2 spliceosome. The record is from RefSeq and is a predicted model, not a curated record. The transcript is spliced from 2 exons. NCBI's taxonomy places the organism in Eukaryota, Fungi, Ascomycota, Eurotiomycetes, Eurotiales, Aspergillaceae.